AUGGUGAACCCCACCUUGUUCUUUGACAUCGCCAUCAAUGGCGAGCCCUCGGGCCGCGUCUCCUUCGAGCUGUUGGCAGACAACUUCCGUGCUCUGAGCACUGGGGAGAAAGGACUUGGUAAUAGAGGUUCCUGCUUUCACAGAAUUAGUCCGCGAUUUAUGUGCCCGAGUGGUGACUUCACACGCCCUAACGGCACAGGCGGCAAGUCCAGCCGUGGGGAGAAAUUUGAGGACGAGAACUUCAUCCUGAAACAUACAGGCCCUGGCAUCUUGUCCAUGGCAAAUGCUGGAUCUAACACAAAGAGUGCCCAGUUUUUCAUCUGCACUGCCAAGCCCGAGUGGUUGGAUGGCAAGCUUGUGGUCUUCUGUCAUUUGAGAGAGGCCAUGGAUGUGUGGUAG
Molecule: messenger RNA, 399 nt
Organism: Eptesicus fuscus (big brown bat)
Lineage: Eukaryota; Metazoa; Chordata; Mammalia; Chiroptera; Vespertilionidae
Product: peptidyl-prolyl cis-trans isomerase A-like
Exons: 1
Coding region: 1-399 (132 amino acids)
Biological process (GO): protein peptidyl-prolyl isomerization
Molecular function (GO): peptidyl-prolyl cis-trans isomerase activity
Source: RefSeq, a predicted model, not a curated record